This is a messenger RNA of Aethina tumida (small hive beetle), 1144 nucleotides long. Its product is annotated as leucine-rich repeat-containing protein 15-like. The coding region runs from base 48 to 1082 and encodes 344 amino acids. The transcript has a single exon. The record is from RefSeq and is a predicted model, not a curated record. Gene Ontology annotation, cellular component: extracellular matrix. NCBI's taxonomy places the organism in Eukaryota, Metazoa, Arthropoda, Insecta, Coleoptera, Nitidulidae. Gene Ontology annotation, molecular function: protein binding.
UAUAACAUAUUCUUUCAUUUGAUCAUAAACUGCCUGUGACUGCGAAUAUGCUUAAAGUUGUGUGUAUUGUUCUUUGGAUUUUCAUACGUGUUAAUGAUUCAAGUGAUACAUGUACCUUUAGUGUAUUUUGUGAUUAUGGAGAUGAUGAAGAACCUGUUGAUGGCUCUCAAACUUGUAAGAACAUUCAAAAGAGGACCUUUGAGGAACUACUGUUGAUUAAAAAUGCUGCAUACAUCAGAGACCUUACUGUUAACAAUUGUCUAAAGGACUUAAAAUCAGAAAUUUUUAAUAAUAUUGUUAACCUGAAUGAACUAAACUUAGAAAACAACGAUAUUGCUGAAGUAUCCGUGAAUUGUUUCAACAUGACAACACUGGUAACACUAAAAAUGACAAAUUCCAAAAUUAAAACCAUAGAAGGAAAGCUGGGCAACUUACCCCAGCUGCUGAGGUUAGUACUGAACAACAAUAAGCUAACUGAUUUUUCGUCGGAAAUUCUGAGCCAUCCUGAGACUUUAAGAUAUUUAAACUUGCAAAACAAUAAGCUCACAAUUUUGACCUACAAUAUGUUUAACGGCUUGAAAAACCUGAAUGCUCUGAACCUGGCCCAUAACAAAAUCAACCUGAUCGAAGCAGAUGCAUUUUCCGAUUUGGCUCGACUUAACUCCAUAACACUGACGGGGAAUAACAUACAAACUUUAACAGGCAACGAAUUACCCAAAUGUGGAUUUAAAUAUUUAAGACAUCUGUAUAUAGGCAGCAACAGGUUGAUGUUCUUGUCUCCAACUUUUUUGUCCAAAUUAGGAACGGACGUGGACAUUGAAAUUGGUGGCAAUCCAUGGCACUGUCGAUGUUUGGAGACCAUGAUGGAGUAUUUGAGAACCAGAAAAAUGUCUGUAUCAUUCUGUGACGAAUUGUUGAUAGCAAGACCUGACACACCUUACUGCAUCCAACCAUCAGACAGUUGUAAUUAUGAAUAUGAUUUGUCCAUUGUACAUAAAUAUUUGAACGAAAUGAAGACGAAGCAAAUCAUAAACCAUAAGAAUUGCUUAGUAAGCAUUUUAGCUUUUGUUCGAGCUGGUUAAUUCUGCUGUUAAAUUUCACAAUAUUUUUAAUGAUUAACAUAAAAUAAAGAUUUAUUAAAGGA